Molecule: messenger RNA, 962 nt
Organism: Cucumis melo (muskmelon)
Lineage: Eukaryota; Viridiplantae; Streptophyta; Magnoliopsida; Cucurbitales; Cucurbitaceae
Exons: 3
Coding region: 139-702 (187 amino acids)
Source: RefSeq, a predicted model, not a curated record
UAAUAUUUUUCAAUGGAGAAGUUUUGUGAGAGUUUCCAAAGGUAAUUUGGGGAUUUCUUCGAUUUGUUGUCGUCUCCUUCCUUGGGAAACCCUUAUUGAGGAUUCAAGAACGAUAAAUUUUUUGAGGUUUCUUUUUCCAUGGAGGAAACCAAAGCAGCAGUUCCUCCAACUACAGCUCCAUCUCAGACAUUGCCUCCUCUUCCUCCCAAACUUAAGAAGCGCCCACUUGACAGAAAUGCUUACGUCCAAUUUACAAAGAUGCGCGCUGUUAUUAGAGAUCUUCGUCCUCAUUUUCUCGAGGUUAUGAAGACUCCUGACUUUCGCAAUUGCAAGGCAGCUACUGAAAUUCGAGAAAGAAUAAAGGUUCUACAGGACAUGUAUGCAUCGAUGAUGUCAGCAACUUCAGAAACUCUUUACAUUGAAAAGACUUGUAAUGUGCUCGAUGGUCUGGCCCGAGAACAACACCAUGAUGGUAAACUGGGGGACAAGUCAUCUACAAAAUCAUAUGAAAGUAAUAACCCUUCAAGUUAUGCCCCAGAAAAGCAGCGUGCGAAUGAUGGCCCGAUAUCUGGAUCUUACGUUGUUGGUGGAUCGGCAUUUGGCUGGAAUUUCAUUGCCUUCACAGGUACCGAACCGGUAUACUAUGGAAUUACGAAGGAAGUAUUUCGAGAAAAGAAUCCCAUUGAUUCAUCAGAAUCAUGAUUUUGAAAUUAAUAUGCUAGGGAAGUGUUCUAUUUUAUCAUGACUUAAGAUGAACAUUCAAUAGAUGAAAUAGCCUUCUAUUUAGAAUGUGAAAUUGUGAAUCUACAAUGUGGAAGUUCAAGUAAUGAAGCUAUUAACAGUGAUGUUCUUUUAUCUAAUACCUUAGAUGUUUAACAUAUGGAAAUGGGGUCUUUGUUGAACCAAUUCCCAAGUAAUGUACAAAAUUGUUGCUGCUGAAAUAUAGACAUAUUAAUUUAAUA